Molecule: messenger RNA, 2688 nt
Organism: Micropterus salmoides (largemouth bass)
Lineage: Eukaryota; Metazoa; Chordata; Actinopteri; Centrarchiformes; Centrarchidae
Product: cholinesterase-like
Exons: 9
Coding region: 1-1782 (593 amino acids)
Biological process (GO): choline metabolic process; acetylcholine catabolic process
Cellular component (GO): plasma membrane
Molecular function (GO): acetylcholinesterase activity
Source: RefSeq, a predicted model, not a curated record
AUGGCGACAGUCUCUCAGUGUACACACCUCGCCCUUCUUAUUCUGUUGAUUCAUUUCCUGACUGCAUCACCUGCCACCCAAGAUGACCUUGUAAUCAAGACUAGGCAUGGGGCAGUUCAAGGGAAGUUGCUUUCAGUGCUGGGUGGUCAUGUUAGAGCAUUUCUUGGAAUUCCUUAUGGAAAACCACCUUUGGGCAAACUGAGAUUCAGAGCCCCAGAGCCAGUAGAGGGAUGGGAAGGGGUGAGGGAUGCCACCAAAUUCCCAAAUUGCUGCUACCAGAUGCCAGAUACAGCCUAUCCAGGGUUCAAGGGUGCAGAGAUGUGGAACCCAAACACUCCUUUGAGUGAGGAUUGUCUAUACCUAAAUGUCUGGUCCCCACGUUUCAACAAAACCCAGCCUCAGAACUCAGCACUGGCUCCUGUCCUUGUCUGGAUCUAUGGAGGCGGGUUUGCUUUAGGAACGUCCUCUCUGGACAUUUAUGAUGGUCGCUUCUUGAGUAUAUCUGAAGGUGUUGUUGUGGUCUCAAUGAAUUACAGACUAGGACCUUUUGGUUUCCUGUCUCUUCCUGACAACAAGAACAUCCGGGGAAAUGCAGGCCUACUGGACCAGCGCUUGGCCCUCCAAUGGGUAGCCAAUAAUAUUGCUGCUUUUGGAGGUGAUUCUUUAAAGGUGACUCUGUUUGGCGAGAGUGCUGGAUCAGCAUCUGUGGGCUUCCACCUGCUCUCCCCAGGCAGUCAUGGUCUUUUUCAAAGGGCCGUGAUGCAGAGUGGCUCUCCUAAUGCACCCUGGGCGACAAUCAGCCAGACUGAGGCCUGGCAAAGGUCCAUGAAGCUGGCGACGUUACUCGGGUGUCCCACCUCUAAUCCAGCUCACCUGGAAACGUGUCUACAGCAGGCUGAUCCUGAGAAAAUCACAUUGAACCAAUAUUAUGUUUUCACACAGCCCACAAUGUUAGCCUUUUUCUUUGUCCCACAUGUUGAUGGGGACUUCAUACCAGAUACAGUUGAAGUGUUGCUGAGGACCAGUAAACUCCCAAAGAAAGAGGUACUACUUGGCUUAAACAAGGACGAAGGGACCUCCUUCCUAAUGUAUGGAGUGCCUGGAUUUAACAUCACGGGUCAGAGUCUCAUCACCAGGAAUGACUUCCUGACUGGAGUGAACCUUGACAUGACAGAUGCAGAUGAUGUCAUAAAAGAAGCGGCCAUUUUCCAAUACACUGAUUGGACUGAUGAGAAUAACAAGAUGAAAAAUCGUGAUUCGCUGGGAACUCUGGUCGGGGACCAUCAGUUGGUUUGUCCAGUGCUGGAGUUCAUUCACAUGUACUCACAACAUGGUGGAAAGAGUUUCCUUUAUUUAUUUGACCACCAGUCGUCCAUCAAUCCUUGGCCAGAAUGGAUGGGCGUUAUGCACGGCUAUGAGAUAGAAUUUGUCUUUGGGAUGCCUCUGGAUGCAUCCCUGGGAUACACGAAGAAUGAAGUAAACAUGACCAAGAAGAUCAUGAAACACUGGGGCAACUUUGCCCGGACAGGGAAUCCAGAAAUUGAUGGCGCUAACUGGCCCGUGUUCACCCCAGAACAGCAGGAGUAUGUCACUCUGAACUACAACCACCCAGAACAAAAGAGGAUGAUGAGAGCUAAAGAAUGUCACUUCUGGAACAAAUUGAUGCCAAAAAUACAGAAAGUCUCAGAUGAUCUGCUGUCUUGCAUUAAGGCAAAUGGGAUUACUCUCCACUGCAAUUACAAGAUCCUCCUCAUGUUAUUGGUUAUAAGUUUGACCUAUUGAUAGAGUUAAGAAACUUUCCCUGGCUGGGCUGUUUUAUAUAGAUAUAUGCAACAGUUUACAUUAAAAAUGUGGACAGAAAGAAUUAACAAAACUUGGUCUUUACUAUUAUUGUAAGCAUUAUCUGUGAUUACUGAAUAUUUAUAUUUUCUAAGACAUUUUUAACUAGAUUGAGUGUGUGCUUUAGUUACAGAAAUGCUACAUGUAAAUACUUUAUAUCAUGUGUAUUUAGGCACCCAAAGUGAUCCAGAAACAAGCAGGCAGGGAAAACUUCCUGUUUGUUGCAAAUGUUCCUACAAUAAACAGCACUGAGUUGUUUCUAUCAGAGAUGCAGCUGCUCUAAUUUAAUGAUAGCUACAUGCUCCUGAGCUCUGCAGGAACAAUAUUUUAUGAUGCUAAAAUUUGAACUGUCAUCAUGGAGCAAGCUCUGUUUCUUUGCAGGUACUGGUACUGCACAAUUGCCAACAACAAAAAAGUGGCUUUUGUUAUUACAAAAAUUAUGAAAAUCUGUUUUCUGAUCACUACUAAAAGUUCAGCUUCUAUUUGUUUAUGCCUUUCUGUGUGCACAUAAAUGGUGUUUACAGUAAACACAGACUAAUUGAAAAAUUUGAGUGCAAUUGCAUUGGAGACAUUUUAGAUUAGUUUGUGACUAUAAUGUAGUUGACUCCAAACUGUCAGAUGUUGGAAUUUGACAAAUAGAUUUUCAACGUACAGAUAAUUCACUAUUUCCUAAUUAUAAAAAAUCUAGUACUAUGUCAUCACAAUCAGGGAUGCUCUGCAUUUGUAAUGAUGUAUUGUCUAUUGUAUUGAUCAGUAAAGACCAGAACAUAUAGUGAUCAUUAAAUAUGUUGAUAGAAGGGUUAAUGAACAAUGGGGUAUGCUUUAAAUCAAUAAAUUGAUUUAUAUGUA